Linum tenue is the source of this 312-nucleotide messenger RNA. Lineage: Eukaryota; Viridiplantae; Streptophyta; Magnoliopsida; Malpighiales; Linaceae. The record is from the annotation of a GenBank genome assembly.
AUGGGUAUUGGGUUGCCAGGCAACAUUGCUAACCGAAUUCUUCGACGAUCCGGUUCUGGUGGCUUAAGCAAAUCGUCGUCAUCAUCGUCGUCGUCGAGGUUUCCAGAUGUUCCCAAGGGUCACUUGGCAGUUUAUGUGGGAGAAUCACAGAGGAAGCGGUUUGUAGUACCAGUGUCGUAUUUGAGCCAACCUUCGUUUCAAGAUCUGUUGAGUAUGGCUGAAGAGGAGUUUGGUUUUGACCAUCCAAUGGGCGGCUUGACAAUUCCAUGCCGGGAAGAAACUUUCAUUUCAGUGACUUCGAACCUGAGUUGA